This is a messenger RNA of Insectozyma verbasci, 1137 nucleotides long. The record is from the annotation of a GenBank genome assembly. NCBI's taxonomy places the organism in Eukaryota, Fungi, Ascomycota, Pichiomycetes, Serinales, Debaryomycetaceae.
AUGUUUAAAAAGAUAAAUAAUGUUUCUACUACUAGAUCCAAAUCAUACGCACUCAAAUUUUCUCCAAUAAUAAUACGUCAAUUACAUUCUUCAAUACUAUUACAACAAGCGACUACCCAGAAGAAAUCACCGAAAUCAUUUGAUACACCUAAACCAAAUAUAAAAUAUGAUUCAAUUACAGAUUAUCAAAGUUAUAAACUGAAUAAUAUUUAUUCUCAUAGAUUACCUGAAUCCACUGCUCAACAAUCACCACCAUUAAUUGCAUUACAUUCAAGAUUAAAUUUACCAAAAAAUUAUUCAUUAUCCACAUUAUCACAAGCAUUAAAUUUAAUAGAAGAAGAAGAAGGUGAAGGAUUAGUAAAUAAUUAUAGUUUAAACAAAUUGGGAACUACAUUAUUAAAUUAUUUUAUUAAUGAAUUUUAUAUGAUAAAUUAUCCAAGAUUACCUAGUGAAAUUCAUAAUAUGGCAUGUAAAUCACUAAUUGGAGUUGAAUCAUUACUGUCAAUAGGUAAAUCAUGGGGUAUUGAAAUUGAUGAAAUAACUAAAUUGGAUAGAUUUUUAGGUCAAGAAAAUGAAUUUAUGAAAUAUGGUAGAUUAAGAUUUAAUAAUAAUAAAGAAAAUAAAGUGAAAAUUGAUGGGUUAACAGAAGUUGUUGAUUCAAGAGGUAGAUUUAAACAAGAAGAUUUUGCUUAUGCAUAUGCUGUAAGAUCAAUAAUUGGUGGUUUAUAUACUCAUUGUGGUGAAGAAUCAGUCAAACAAUUUAUAAAUGAUCAUAUUUUAUCAAGAAAAGUAAAAUUAGAUUCCAUGUUUGAAUUCAAAAAACCAAGUGUUGAAUUAAUUAAUUUAUGUAACAAACUUAAUUUUAAAGAACCAGUUACUAUCAAAUUAAUUGCUGAAACUGGUAGAUUAUCUCAUCAACCACAAUUUUUAGCCGGAGUUUUCGUUGGAAAUGAAAAAAUUGGUGAAGGUAUUGGAUCAUCAUUAAAAGAAGCACAAACUAGAUCAUGUGUAAAUUCAUUAUUAAGUUAUUAUUUAUAUUCACCAAUUAAUGAAAAUGGAGAUCAAGUAAAUUUACCAAGUGAUGAUAAAAGAACAAGUUAUAAAUUUGAAAGUUUAAUAGAUGGAGGUGAUGUAUGA